AUCUCAUAAAAAAAUUAAUUUUCUACUUAUUUUUGCAUGCAUCGCGUGCAUACAAAAACUAGUGCCCUCUAACUGUUAGCGCUUUAUGCUCCUUAAACCUCCCACCUCCUACACUCCCCAGAAUAGAUAAACCCCAGUAGCUUAGGCCUCAGGAAAAACAACUCUGGUUGCAGCUAACAAAAUUCUGCACUCCUUAGUCCUCAGUGUUGUUAGUUCUCAAUACUUCUCUAACAUCUUUCUUCCUAAUUUAUCUCAACCUUUCCAUGUCUGCCCCAACUCUCAUCCCCAACCUCCAAACCGCAAUCUUCUUCAAACCCAUUUCACCACCAUUACCAUGUCGACGCGGAAGACCCAAUUCUUCCCGCCAUAGACCCAUAUUCUUGGCUUCUGCUUCUGGGAACCCAAAUGGGUUAUCCUGGGAUAGGCUUUCCGGGUCGAUUCGCCAUGGUUCAGACCGAUUUCUAAGCAAAUUUGGUGAAUUGAUGAAGGAAACUGGGAUGAAUUUUGGGGAUACCCAGAAGAGGAUUUAUACGCAGGUUAGCAAGUUUGAAGCUGGGUUCAGUCGUUUCAGGUUUGAAUUGGUUCCUCAGUUCAUCAAUUGGAACAAGUGGGAUAAUUGGAAAGAUGUAAAAGUUUGGAAACCUUAUCGCAUUGGUGUACUGGUGCUCUAUUUAAUUGCUAUUGUAGUGUCUUCUCGAAAAAUCUACACGGUUCUUCAAGCUCCUCGCAUUGCUCAAGAAAAGAAAGAGUUAAUGGAAGCAUAUAUGGAGGCAUUGAUUCCUAAUCCCACCCCAACCAAUGUCAGGAGGUUGAAGAAGGGGAUGUGGAGAAAAACCAUGCCGAAAGGACUGAAAAUGAAGAAGUUCGUUGAACGACCCAAUGAGACUUUAAUUCAUGAUAGUUCUUAUAUUGGAGAAGAUGCAUGGGAUGAUGAUACAGAACAACCUGUGGAAAAUCUGAAAAGCAUUAUCAGUAGUGAUGCAAGUUUAAGUGCAGAAGACAAGGAUGCAGUUGAAAGUGAGAUUGGGGUUUCAGCUCAUAAGCAAGAGCUUGCUGGAUCAUGGCGUGAAAGGCUUAAGGCAUGGACAGAAAUUAUGGAAAAGGAUAAGUUGGUAGAGCAGAUUAGUCCUUUGAAUGCCAGAUAUUCAGUUGAAUUUGACAUGAAAGAAGUUGAGGAAAGUCUUCGUAAAGAUGUGGUAGAAAAGGCAUCAGAUGCACAAGGAACCAGGGCUUUAUGGAUUUCUAAGCGUUGGUGGCGCUACCGACCUAAACUACCAUACACUUACUUUCUUCAAAAGCUUGAUAGCUCAGAGGUUGCAGCUGUUGUCUUUACUGAAGAUUUAAAGAGAUUAUUUGUGACAAUGAAGGAAGGUUUCCCUUUGGAGUAUGUUGUGGAUAUCCCUCUUGAUCCAUACUUGUUUGAGACAAUUUCAAAUUCUGGGGUUGAGGUGGAUCUUCUUCAGAAACGGCAAAUCCAUUAUUUUUUGAAAGUUUUGAUUGCGUUAUUACCAGGAAUUCUGGUUUUGUGGUUUAUAAGAGAGUCCGUGAUGCUUCUGCACAUUGCUUCCAGCCGUUUUCUUUAUAAGAAGUAUAAUCAAUUAUAUGAUAUGGCAUAUGCAGAGAACUUUAUAAUGCCUAUUGGUGAAGAUGUUGGAACAAAGUCAAUGUACAAAGAAGUAAUAUUAGGGGGUGAUGUUUGGGAUCUUCUUGAUGAAAUUUUGAUAUACAUGAGCAACCCAAUGCAGUUCUUCGAAAGGGAGGUGCAAUUUGUGAGGGGUAUUCUUCUUUCAGGACCUCCAGGUACUGGUAAAACACUGUUUGCAAGAACACUUGCAAAGGAAAGUGGUUUGCCUUUUGUGUUCGCUUCAGGUGCAGAGUUUACUGAUAGUGAGAAAAGUGGUGCUGCGAGGAUCAACGAAAUGUUUUCAAUUGCACGGAGAAAUGCUCCAUCCUUUGUAUUCAUUGAUGAAAUUGAUGCCUUAGCAGGAAGGCAUGCGAAAAAUGAUCCACGAAGGAGAGCAACAUUUGAGGCCUUGAUUUCUCAGCUGGAUGGAGACAAAGUGAAGACAGGCGCUGACCGGUUCUCACUUAGACAAGCAGUUAUUUUCAUCUGUGCAACUAAUAGGCCAGAUGAAUUAGACAUAGAAUUUGUUCGUGCUGGACGUAUAGAUCGUCGUUUGUACAUCGGCUUGCCUGAUGCAAAGCAGAGAGUGCAGAUUUUUGGUGUCCAUAGUACUGGGAAGCAGCUAGCUGAAGAUGUGGACUUUGAAAAGCUUGUCUUUCGCACUGUUGGGUAUUCUGGGGCUGAUAUCCGCAAUCUUGUCAAUGAAGCAGGAAUAAUGUCUGUGAAGAAAGGACAUUCUACGAUUUGCCAAAAGGACAUUCUUGAUGUCUUGGACAAGCAAUUGCUUGAGGGAAUGGGGGUUCUGCUAACAGAGGAGGAGCAGAAAAAGUGUGAACAAAGUGUAUCAGUUGAAAAGAAGAGUCUGCUAGCUGUGCAUGAAGCUGGCCAUGUAGUAUUAGCCCAUUUGUUUCCAAGAUUUGAUUGGCAUGCUUUUUCGCAGCUUCUGCCUGGUGGCAAGGAAACAGCCAUAUCUGUCUUCUAUCCAAGGGAAGAUAUGGUUGACCAAGGAUAUACAACCGUUGGUUAUAUGAUGAUGCAAAUGGUCGUGGCCCAUGGGGGUCGUUGUGCUGAACGUAUUGUAUAUGGUGAUGACAUAACUGAUGGAGGAAAAGAUGAUCUAGAAAAGAUCACAAAGAUUGCUAGGGAGAUAGUGAUCAGCCCAAAUAAUGCUAGGUUAGGACUUACAGCAUUGACCAGAAAAAAUGGGCUUCUGGACCAACCAGAUAGUCCAGACGGUGAACUAAUAAAAUACAAGUGGGACGACCCAAAUGUGAUACCUGCUGAGAUGACACUUGAAGUAUCUGAACUUUUCACUCGAGAAUUGACAAGGUACAUUGAAGAGAGUGAAGAACUAGCAAUGAAGGGUUUGAAGGAAAAUAGGCAUAUACUCGAUGCAAUUUCCAAGGAGCUGCUUGAAAAAUCCAGGAUCACUGGACUGGAUGUUGGGGAAAGGGUGAAACGACUCUCUCCAAAAAUGAUGGAAGAUUUUGUAAAACCAUACCAAAUUGAUAUAGAUGAGGAUGGUCCAUUGCCUCACAAUGAGCGGAUACGUUACCAACCGCUGGACAUAUACCCUGCACCACUUCACAGGGGUUAAGACAUGCCAAGUUUUUGGUCAUGAUAAUUUUUUGCGCUUCAUAGAUGGUGAGGUGAAAUCAAAUGUUUGCCAGGUGUGCAAUAUGGUAAGACUCGUCAAAUGCUGGAUAUAUUAGGAACUGAAUAUGAUGUCUCAGGCAGCGAUUUGAGAGAGCAAUCAAGAACCUGCAUUGUGCUUCAAAUCAAAUCGCGAUUCACGUGGAUUUAUAUUAUCAUUGCUGGUGGAUGUUUCACGAUGUACCUCGAUUACUAGGGGACACCGGUACACCCCUUGACAGCUGCUUUUUGCUCGAAAAGAGCAUGCAUUGUUGUUGUUUACCGUAGAUGUCUCUGCUUUUCAAUUGGAGGUAAUUCUUGGAGCAUGGCGGUACAUGUAUCAAUCAUCUAUGAGUGUCAUCAGUUAUGUAAGCAUGGUUAAAAUUGUAAUUCUUUGUUUCUUUGUGGAGGAAAGGUUCUCAUUUGUUUGCUCCUAAGACCCCACGUCCAAGUGAAGAGAGAAAGAAACAAGUGUGUUGAUUUAGCUUAGCUUUAGGGAAUGUUUUGUAGUUUUUUUGCUUUGUUUAAUCUCUUUAGUGUAUUAGACUUAAUUACUUUUGUAGUAAGUCUUUUAGUCCAUGUAUUACAUAUAUGUAACUUAAGCAUCAAUGAAAAUCACAUUUGAAGCUGCAAAAACAAAGCUUAGAAAAA
Beta vulgaris subsp. vulgaris (sugar beet) is the source of this 3907-nucleotide messenger RNA. Its product is annotated as ATP-dependent zinc metalloprotease FTSH 12, chloroplastic. The record is from RefSeq and is a predicted model, not a curated record. Gene Ontology annotation, biological process: mitochondrial protein processing; embryo development ending in seed dormancy; protein-containing complex assembly. Gene Ontology annotation, molecular function: metalloendopeptidase activity; ATP hydrolysis activity; ATP-dependent peptidase activity. The coding region runs from base 264 to 3221 and encodes 985 amino acids. Gene Ontology annotation, cellular component: chloroplast thylakoid membrane; m-AAA complex. The transcript is spliced from 19 exons. Lineage: Eukaryota; Viridiplantae; Streptophyta; Magnoliopsida; Caryophyllales; Amaranthaceae.